Messenger RNA from Kluyveromyces marxianus DMKU3-1042, 1227 nucleotides. RefSeq lists its product as uncharacterized. The coding region runs from base 1 to 1227 and encodes 408 amino acids. NCBI's taxonomy places the organism in Eukaryota, Fungi, Ascomycota, Saccharomycetes, Saccharomycetales, Saccharomycetaceae. Gene Ontology annotation, molecular function: calcium ion binding. The transcript has a single exon. Gene Ontology annotation, biological process: endoplasmic reticulum calcium ion homeostasis. The record is from RefSeq and is a predicted model, not a curated record. Gene Ontology annotation, cellular component: endoplasmic reticulum.
AUGUCAAGUAUCUGGGGUUCGAUUGCCAAAGGUAUUGACUAUGUCAAUGACUUGAAUAAAGGUUUCUUCCAACUUUCUUUCGAAGAACAACAGGAAUUGGGAAUAUGGGGUAGAAUCAAGUACUACAACUGGAACUUUGAGUUUGCCAUGCUUGGUAUUAUGGUUAUUUUGUUCUUGAUCAGCUAUUAUGGUAAGACCUUGAACAAUAAAUAUGCCGACAAGAUCUUUGUCACUUUGAACAAGUUUCUAUUAACAGAGCUUUCCUUUGCGAAGGUUGGAUUCAGCGCUUCUGGAAAGAAGUUACCAUAUGUUGAAGAACAAAACAACACAUGGUUUACGACUUUUGCCACUGGUCGUUCCACUAUUGAAAGUGUGAUCAUUAAGGCUCAUUUAAAACCUCGUCACAACCCAUUAGCCUUGAUGACCCAAGUUGCCUUGGCAAACACAUUCCCAAGUUUGGUUGAAUCUGAUGUUAAUGAAUUCAUUUCAGUGACUAUUACUCCUAAUGGGCAAUUUGUCGCUACUGAAGACGCGAAGGUUUCUCCAAAUGCUGCUGAGACACUAUCCAAAUUCAAGUUUAUCACUUCUAUUGUCAACAAGAGUGUCAUGACCAAGGCCCGUGACUCUAACUACUUUUUGUCUUUGACCCACACAUCUGAGAGUGAUGCCAUUCCGCUGGAAUAUGUUUUCAUGUCUGAAUCUAACAAGUUGAAUGGAUUCAUUCCACAUUACACUGAUAGCGAAUUUGGUGAAUUGCUAACUAAAUGUUCCAAGUUCUUGCAAUUCAUCGCUUUCACAGAUUUGCCUGAAGAAAAGCCAAUCACAGACAAAUUGUGGGAUGCUAAUCAAUCUCCUCGCUGUAUUAUCAAAACUGCUUUGAUCACUUCUGACAAAGAUAUUGAAUUGUUGAAAGAACUAAUUUCCAAGGUUGUUGAAAUUUUCGACACCGUUACUAAGGAAAUUCAAACCAAGUCUACUAACACCUUUGUCACCGCUGAUAUCUUAAAGAAGAGCAUUCAAUUGCGUAAAGAAGAGUUGGCCAAGAUCAUCAAGGUUAUGAAACAAGUAGAAAGAGAGAUGAUUCAAGAAAAGAAGCUAGAAGAAGAAAAGCAGAAGAGGAAAAACUUGAGAAACCAACACUCUGAGAAGGAGUUAGACAAAAUAGAACAAAAGAAGAGGGAGAAGAGAGAAAGACGUAUGAAGAACAAGCAAAAGGUGAAGAUGUAA